Pecten maximus is the source of this 1873-nucleotide messenger RNA. RefSeq lists its product as uncharacterized. Bases 115 to 618 code for a protein of 167 amino acids. Lineage: Eukaryota; Metazoa; Mollusca; Bivalvia; Pectinida; Pectinidae. The record is from RefSeq and is a predicted model, not a curated record. The transcript has 4 exons.
UAAUAAUAUCUUGCCUUACGGGAUUUUGACGGGGCCGUUACACUGAAUCAUUUGGGGAACUACUCGCCAAGACCGACAGCUUGGCUUACUGGGAGGGGACAUCAAACAGUAUAGAUGUUUCAGCAUGUUGUGACGUCCAUAUUAGCUCUGGAUCUGCUGCUUUCUUUCAUACAUCUCGGAGCGACGUACAAUGGACCAAUCGACACCAAACUGCUGCAGGAUGAGGGUCUCCUAUUGGCUGAUUCCAGUGGUCACGUGACUGUGUACGAAGGCAGUGCUUUCGAGGAAACCAAAGUGUCCGAGGAGGUGGAGUCAGAAGUGGGGACGGAAAACUAUUUCGAAACCGGAAGUGCCCAUAACACAACUUUUACAGAUCUGGGAGGAUUUAAAAAUGAUCAUAACAAUUACACAAGGCAUUCUAUCAUAUCUGGUAAAUCCGAUGAAGAGCCAACACCAACAUCCAUCAUCGUCGCCAUUGUCAUUGUCGCCGUUGCGCUACUUUGUGCUGUAGUCGUCUCUACCAAACUUCUAUACGAACGUUACUUUAAACGCAAUGACCGGAAAAAUCCAACAGACUAUGACAGCGAUGAAUAUUCCGUCAUGAUGACCUGGGAUUAGAACGGAAGCCAUUAUGGUGCGUCCUGAUGUACAUCCGCUUAGGAAUUCAUUACUCCGGACCCAUUUUCGUGUAUCAAAAUCCGGAUUAAUGGAAUCAAAUAACAGUAUUGUAGUUCCUGGGAUCUGGAGGCAUAGCUAAAUAUUCCCAAAUUACUGUGGAUUUGCCUGACUGAUGGGACAAUAUAUUAACAAUCGAUCCUGUAGUAAUUAGUUUUGAUUAUGUCUCUGGGUUUUUUUUAAACGAAAAUCGCCUCCAGGAAAAUUGGUCUUUAUACUAAGUACUUUUUUUCUUAGAAUAGAACUUUCCCAUUUUUAAUUGGAAAUGACUUUUAGUUUGAUUUUCUACAACAGUCUGACUCUCGUAACGCAAUCGCUAUUUCGUCUGGCUCGCCAGCUGAUCCCGAAUCUUGACGGAACUUGCUGAUAAGUUACGAUUGUUUCGUCACUCAUUUUAGGGUAGUACGACUGAACGAGGGGUAUAUCAAGUUCACGAUGAUGAGAUGAUUUCUGUCAGUGUUAAUUACCACAAUGCUAUGAUUCAAUUCCAAGAGGGAUAUAUGACGAAUUAGAUUUUUUCUUCGGUUUUGAAAAACAGAUUUCCCUUAAAAUAACUUAAUAACUGCAUUAUCCCGGCAAAACUUGUUGUACAUUGUUUUAAAACAAAUUUUCGAUAGAAAGCAUCACUAGAGUAAAUAUAAAUGCCAUAAACUUAACAUAUCCAAGCAUAAAAUGUAUCGCACUCGACUGAGAUUGUGAUUGUACACAAAGGGCAAUAACUCUAUUUAAAACAGGACAAUUUAGCGAAUAACAGUCCCCACCGAAUGUGAAUUUAUAUGGCAAGAAUGCACAGAUGAUAAAUAAAUCAGAUAGACAUUUACUGAUAAGGGAUGUCCUUAUAACCAUGCCGUGGAAUUGAAUCUGGUGACGCCUAUUCAUUAUUUGAUUGUAUUUGGUGGUAUGAAUUUCAGCAAUGUCACUAAUUUAUAUCAGGAUUCAGAUGUGAAAACGAUAAAUUCAAAGAGGCCUUGGGACUAUAAUUUGAUAAAUGAUCCGCCCAUUCUAGGUUGUAAAAUCUACAAAUUACCAAUUAAAACGUAUUGUGUUGAUAUGGCUUCUCGAAUUCGAAAUAUUUGAUACCUGAAUCUGGUAAAUGAUAUUUAAAAGAAAAUAGUUCACCUUUAAUGUGAAUGUAUCAUGAUCAUACUGUGUGGAAACCGAAUAUCUAAAGUAUUACAAACAUACAUGGAAGAAAGAA